GGUCUAUUAUUGUUGCCUGGGCUAGCUUCACACUCCAGUGUUGAGUCUCGUUCCACUGGCAUUAUAUUUACAGUCGGAUCUCAUUUUCAAGUGAAAACAACUCAUGUUAUCAACCCAGCUUCCUUUCUUCUGCAAGUGACUUACGUCAGAGUCCUCCCCAGGAAUCGCCUCAUCUCCUGAACCCUCCUCUUCAUCAGAAGACUCUGCAGCAGGGAGGGAAAAAAAACACAAACGCCAUCAUUCCCAAGCCCAGCGACGUUCCCUGUGGAAAAACGGGAUCUGCCACACAAAAAAAACAAAACAAAACACAAAUGCAGAACAGAGAGAGCGUGUGAGAGACAGAGAGAGAGCGCGUGAGAGAGGAGAGAUUAUCCUCCUCCACAAGGCCCUCAUUCAGGUGCACUCAUUUGCAUGUGAAUGCCACAGGGAGAGGUGCACAUUUGCAUUUGAAUCCCCUCCGCGAACCAUUUGCAUUUGAGAGAAUGUACUUGAGCACAUCGUCUCAGCGGCUGCUGGCAGAACGCUGAGCGGAGGCUUCUGGAACACAAUCGCGCACAGUUCUGCUCCCUGCUCUUCCCUCACGGCGAGACCGGCGAUCGGCGACGGAGGAUCCGCGGCUGCCGCAGACGCGCGGGGACACGGCGAGGAGGAGGAGAGCGGGCGGGACGGACCGCGUACAUGAUCCUCUGCACGUGAGCGGGACACGGUGGGCGGGACGCUGCCCCCUACAGGCGCCAUGUCCAAGCGCAGGGCCUCGGUGGUCUUUGACCACUUCUACAUCCCCGACAACGGCGAGGAGGUGUGCAAAGCCCGCUGCAAGUACUGCCCGCUGGAGAUGAGCUUCAACAGGAAGGCCACGUCCAACCUGCUCAACCACAUGAAGAGGAAGCACGCCUCCAUCCCCCUGGACCCGAUCUCCAGCCUGACCAAGCAGUGGUCCCCCCUGCCCACCCUCAGCGUCCCCCAGCCCAAGAAGUGGCACAGCACGGACGCCAGCCAGACGCAGGCCGACCGGGCGCUGGUCAACCUGGUGGCGGGCGAGCAGCUGCCCGUGUCCAUCGUGGAGAGCCCGCUGUUCCUGGCGUUCAUGCGCGAGACGCAGCCCGCCUACAACGUGCCCAGCCGCGCCCACUUCGCCAACACGCUGGUGUGCCAGCAGUACCGCCUGCUCCACGGCCGGCUGGAGGCGCUGGUGAGGGCCGCCCAGAGCGUGUGCCUGACCGUGGACACCUGGGCGGGCGAGCGGGGCGGGGCCUACACGGCGGUGACGGGCCACCUGAUCGUGGACUUCGCCGUGCGCUCGGUGCUGUUCUCCUGCAGGCGCGUGCGCGGGCGGCAGACGGGCGAGGACAUCCUCAACUACUGCGAGAGCGUGCUGGCCGUCUACAACAUGCCCGGCAAGAUCGCCAUCGUCGUCAGCGACAACGCGCCGCGCGCCGCCGCCGCCCUGCCGGGGUUCCAGCCCCGCGAGGCCGCCAUCGCCGACGCCGCUGCCGAUGAGCCCGGGCCGGACGCUGGGGUGGGGGUGGGCGGGGUCAAGCAGGAGGCCCCCUGCGCCGCGGCGGAGGAGGGGGAGGGGGAGGAGGGCGGGGCCGCGGCCAGCUCCUGCGCGCCCCGCUACGUGUCCCAGCACGAGCCGUCCUUCGCCCACGCGCUCCAGCUGGUGGUGCGGGACGGGCUCCGGGCCACCCCGCAGCCCACCGCGGACGUGCUGGCGCGGGUGUCCGCCAUGGCGGCCCGCGCCCGCGACGCCGCGCCCGCGUCCGCCGCCGACCCGCUGGAGGAGCCGCCCAAGAGCGGCGGGCGCUGGAACGCCCAGCUCAAGCUCGCCAAGAGCGUGCUGGCCGACCAGGAGGACAAGCCGGGCCCCCCCGGGGGCCUGGCCCCCGCCGACAGGGCCGUCCUGGAGGACUUCCUCAACAUCCUGCGGCCCUUCGAGGAGAUCACGGACCGCGUGCAGGGCGAGCGGGUGGUGCCCGCCAGCCUGGUCAUCCCCUCCAUCCGGGGCAUCCGCAAGCACCUCGGCUCCCCGUCCGAGCACAACCACAAGCUGGUGGUGUCGCUGACCAUCGCCGCCGACCGCUGGCUAAUGUGCUACGAGGAGAAGACGUGCUACCUGCGCGCCACCAUGCUGGACCCGCGGCUCAAGCUGCGCUGGUGCGUGGGCGAGCGGGCGUCCCUUCUGAAGGACGACCUGCUGACCCUCGCCGCCGCCGCCACUGCCACUGUCACCGCCGUGGGCCCCCAGGGGCCGGACGCCGCCCCCCCCCGCCCCGGAGCCCCAGCCCCCGCCCAAAAAGAAGUGCCUGUUCCCCUUCUUCGAGGACGAGCCCCAGGACUACGCGCCCAGCCCACACGCCGAGGAGGUGGACGCCUACCUGCAGGAGCCCUGCAUCCCGUACCACCAGGACCCGCUGGUGUUCUGGAGGGGCAACCAGCAGCGCUUCCCCCGGCUCGCCCCCCUGGCCCUGCACUACCUGUGCAUCCCCGCCGCCCCGGUCCCGGCCCUGCACCCCGACAGCUCCCGGCUGUCCGACGUCGACUUCCAGAACCUCAUGUUCAUCAAGCUCAACAGCGGCCUGCUGUGACAGACCUCCGCGGCGUCCCGUUCAAAAAGAAAAAAAACCCUAACUACAAACCGAUACGAUCCCCAGCGCUCCUGUGAGACUCAAUAUAGCUCGAUAAAAGGUUUUACUGUAAACAAGUCCACAAGGUGGCUGUCUGCAGACUACGCCGUAUUCAGACACAAAAAAGGAGAGGAGGAAAAAAAAAACAGAAAAAAAAAAACAAGGGGCCUUUCAAGCGAACUCUGCUCGCUUGGUUGCCUGGUAACAUCAGCCUCAAUUACGUGCGUUGAAUCAGGAAGCUUGGAUUUGCAUACUGAAUUUGCAUUUCCAAAGUCUGACGCAUUUAUUUGCAUCGAGGCCUUUACACAGGUGCAUAAAAUUAGGAAAAUUUGCCGCGCGGACAUUUGAGCGGGCGACCCUGUUCAUGGCAGAAACAAGAUGGCAGGGCAGGAGAACUGCCGACUGUCGAUGCUGCGUUAGAGCUUAGCGUCCCCUUAGCUGCGGCAGGGCUGCUUCGUACACAGAAUACAAACACGGCAAAGCCACAGCAAUUUGAUAGCUCUCAUCUCAUUCCAGCAAAUAAUCCAAAUUGAUCCAAGUACCCAGCAGAACGGGCCAGGAACUGUGCUUGCAUUUGAAUGCUACAGCACUAAUACCGGGUAUCUACGCCCUAUGGAUCACGCCCUAUGGACAGUGGAUCACACAAAGGAGGUCAGAUGUUAGUAGGGGAAGAGCGUGUGACUUCUCCUGUCGUACGCAGAGAGAGGCGGUUCGCACAGUCGUGCGUGGGUAGUGAGUGGCUGCCCUUACCCUCCUCGUAGACAAGCUUGGCAGUGUGGUCCACGUCCGUGACUUUGUGGGCACUGUCACCUGCUGCCACCUGGUGGAGACGAAGGGAAGUGCACGUUCAGGCAGAGCAAAAGCCAAGGAAAAUGGCUGAACUGACUUUUGCUUAACUGCGUUUCAUUUCGCAAUGUUGGGUUUGAUCGGAACAGCAGACAGUGGAUCACACACAGUUUACACGUAGACUAAAUUAUAAGUACACACAAACAAUUCUGUAACUAAUUAACCUGCUAAUUACGUUUACUAGAAACCACAUUUUUAGGGAGGUAACAAAAUAACAUGCAUACACAUUUCUGAGCUGCACAGUUUACAUGAAUUAUGUCUGAGACCACUCACCUGUGUCAUCAGCAGGUACAGCUUGCCGUGCAGUCUGGUUAGCUUGUGCAGCAUCUUGACUCUCCCCUCGAUCAUGUGAUACAGCACCCCCAGCUGGGACACCAGGUCUGGCAGCUGAAACAGGAAAUGGAGUUGAUCGUACGCAUCGUCGGGAAGAGCAGGAGCACAGCUACUGCACGCGUGCAGACGGGCAGAUGGACAGGCCGAGCGUUGGGCUGAAUAAACUGCUGGGCAGCUGGAACUGGGCGUGGCCUGGCUCGUUACGGUCCACAGUGUCCAACGAGUCCCAUUAACGGGAAGGAUAUCGGCUAAGCAGGAUCUGUGACACAAAUCUGGAAAUUGGCAGUUACACAAGACGGAAGGGCCUCUGUGCUAGAGCACUGGUCUGAAGCAGCUCUGUAAACACAUUAAAAAAAAUAAAAGUAGAUCUUUUUAAGUU
Anguilla rostrata (American eel) is the source of this 4185-nucleotide messenger RNA. RefSeq lists its product as uncharacterized. The transcript has 3 exons. Gene Ontology annotation, biological process: regulation of transcription by RNA polymerase II. NCBI's taxonomy places the organism in Eukaryota, Metazoa, Chordata, Actinopteri, Anguilliformes, Anguillidae. The record is from RefSeq and is a predicted model, not a curated record. Gene Ontology annotation, molecular function: DNA binding. Bases 737 to 2665 code for a protein of 642 amino acids. Gene Ontology annotation, cellular component: nucleus.